GGAAAGCAGCUGCACAGAAGUUUCAAGAGAGGAAAGUUGAGAAGCCGAAAGGAAGGAAGAAGCUCCGCUCGCUCGCUCCCUCCAAGUGACGUCACAGAGGGCCACUUCACCUCCACUCUGUUCUCAUCCUCCUCCUCCUCCUCAUCAGCAUCACCUCCUCCUGACGUGUCUCCCUUUCGCUGGGCUCCGCUGGGCAUGUGCCGCCAUGGCUGACAACUCUGACUCCCGGGAGUCCGACAACAACAGCAGCUGGGUGAUGGCCGGCUCGGAGGCCCUUCCCGUGGAAGAUCUUCGCUCCGAAGAAGCAGCAGAAGCCCAGCCGGAGGACCCUUCGCCCACGGAGAGGCAGACGGCCCCCAUUGAUGAAAAAGAGGUCCCUGAGGUCGCUUCCGAGGUGGAGGAGCCCAAACCCAAGCCCCCUGCAAGUGGCCCUGGGGUCUCUCUGGAUGUACCGUCGGAAGAGACCCCCGGAGCCUCGGAGCCAAGCCCGGCCCCGGCCCCCCCAAAGGCCACGGACUCCCCCUCCCAUCACGCUGAGGAGGGCUCCGCAGCCGCCCCGCCGGAGGCCCCCGCCUUCCGCAAAGCCGGUCCGGCAGAAGACGUGGAGGGUCUGCGGAGGCGGAAGGGCCGGGAGGCGCCCGAGGUGGCCGCUGCUGCUGCUGCUGCUGCAGGGGGGGCCCGGGUCCCCGGCGGUGCCCGGGAGGAAGGCGGCCAGGCCAUCUGGCUGUGCGGUUUCCUGGCCCUGCUGGCCUUGGGCCUCCUGGUGGCCCUGGGGGUCGUCCUGGACAACGGGGACGGCCCCGAGGAUAUCCUGACCACUCGGUCAAGCUCCGACCAAAACGACCUCGAGGCUGGCAGGGAGGGGAAGGCCUGGUCGGCCCCCGAGCCCCCCGCAGAGGCGGGACUUCCUGUGGCCAAGGAGGAGGGCCUCCCCCCGCAUUUGGGGGCGCCCAGGGACCCCCCCAGCCUGGAGGCCAUGGGGGCCUUGCUGGACAAGAUGGCCAAAGAGAACCAGGACAUCCGGCUGAUGCAGGCCGAGCUGCAGGCGCAGAAGGAAGAGCUGGAGUCCCUUUUGCGCAAGACGGCGGGGGAGGCGCAGGCGUCGGCCGGGCAGCAGCAGAGCCUGGAGGCCGAGAACGCCCGGCUGAAGGAAGCCCUGAGGCGGGAGGCCUCCUCGCUCCAGGCCGCCCGGGACGAGGUCCGGCUCCUGCGAGAGGCCAAGGGGGCCCAAGCCGAGCCCGUGCCGGGCCCCCAACCGAGGCCGGAGCCCCCCGAAGCGGAAGCGCGGCGCCUGCGGUCCGUGCUGGUGUCUCUGGGGCACGACUUGGCCAAAGCCACAGCCCGGGGCGGCCCGGGGAGGUCCGAGCUGAGCGCCCUGCGGCAGAAGGUGGCCCAGGCCGUGGGGAGGGGCCCCGCGUGGCAGGAGGGUCCGAAGGGCAAGCGGGGCAAGGAGAAGCCCCGGAAGGAGGCCCGGAAGCCCCCCGGCAGGAAGGCCAAGAAGCCCCCGCCGCCGCCCCGGGAGCCCCCCGCCCUGUGGCACGCGCUGGCCACCCACCCGUUCGGCCCCCCGCGGGGGUGCGCGGGGGUCCCCGAGUGUGCGCGCAGGGAGGGCCUGUCCCCCGUGCCCAAGGCGGCCUUCCUGCAGGCGGCCCAGGGCUUCCUCUCCGACCGCGGGUGGGGCCGGCACUUGGCGGGGCUGGCGGGGGCCACCCAGGGCUUCUUCGGGCCCGACGGGCUCUUCGCCCACCACCGGCUCCGCUUCCUGGACAUGCUGGACGAGGCCGAGGACGCCCUGGAGGAGCUGGCCCGGGGGCUCGGGGGGCGCCCGGAGGAGGCCGACGACUUCGAGGAGACCGUCCUCUGGCACCUGGGCAGAGUGACCCCGCGCAGCAGCGGCAACGGCCAUCACCCCGCGAAGGAUCGGGGCCGCGAGGGGGCCGGGCGCAGGAACGGCCACGAGGACGCCAGCCGGGCCUUUGGACAGCACUGACCCCGCGACGGUCAGGAACGAUGGACUAUGCAACGCCUUUGGGGCCACCUUUGGCAGCCCAAGCUGCCGUCUCUGUCUGGGUUUGCUCUUAAUAACAACAACAACAAAUAACAA
Anolis carolinensis (green anole) is the source of this 2104-nucleotide messenger RNA. It is a transcript of the gene pbxip1, whose product is annotated as PBX homeobox interacting protein 1. The record is from RefSeq and is a predicted model, not a curated record. The transcript has 11 exons. Bases 206 to 1990 code for a protein of 594 amino acids. NCBI's taxonomy places the organism in Eukaryota, Metazoa, Chordata, Lepidosauria, Squamata, Anolidae. Gene Ontology annotation, cellular component: membrane.